AUGGACGUUUCGGCCCUUCGAGACCGUAUUCAGGCGACCUUGGACGCGAACACAAGUAAUCGUCAACAGGCGGAGAUCGAUCUGAAAUAUGCCGAAACGCAGCCCGGCUUCAUCAAUGCGCUGUUGGAUAUUCUUCAGACUGAACAGAACAACGCCGUUCAGCUUUCUGCCGGUGUUUACCUGAAGAACCGUAUCAGCCGAGGAUGGGCGCCAGUGGAAGAUAACCCUCAACGGGCUCCUAUUCCCGAAGCUGAGAAGCCGGCAUUCCGGGAGCGACUCAUUCCUGCGAUGGCUUCGACACCCCCCAAUGUUCGCGCCCAGCUGGUGCCCCUCCUCCAGAAGAUUCUUCAGAACGACUUCCCCGAGCGUUGGCCUGGAUUCCUCGACCUCACUCUCCAGCUUCUCGGUACAAAUGAGGCAAACACAGUCUAUGCGGGUCUGCAGUGCUUGCUCGCCAUUUGCCGUGUUUACAGAUUCAAGGCCGGCGAGAAGAGGGAGGAGUUUGAUAAGAUCGUGGAGCACACUUUCCCUCAGCUUCUCAGCAUUGGUCAGCGACUAGUCGAUGAGGAGAGCCUCGAGUGUGCGGAGAUGUUGCGCAUCGUGGUCAAGGCGUACAAGCACGCUAUUUACUUCGAGCUGUCUCCGGCUCUCCAAACUCAUCAGGCGACUGUGGACUGGUGUACCCUGUUCCUGCGAAUUAUCUCAAAGGCUCCUCCUGCUAGUGCCAUGGCAGAGUCGAAGGAAGAGCGUGAGCUGAACCACUGGUGGAAGUGCAAGAAGUGGUCAUACGCCAACCUGAACCGUCUCUUCAUCAGAUACGGCAAUCCCACCACGCUCACAAAAUCUUCCAUUCCCGACUACACGCCUUACGCCAAGACAUUCAUCACGAACUUUGCGCCCGAAAUCCUCAAGGGCUACCUGCAGGAGAUCGACAAGUGGGUCUCCAAGUCCCAAUGGCUUAGCAACGCGGCUCUGUCUUAUACUCUGGUGUUUAUGGAGGAGUGCGUCAAGCCGAAGGCUAUGUGGGAUCACCUGAAGCCGCACAUGGAUAACUUGAUUGCGCACUUCGUCUUCCCUAUCAUGUGCCAGUCUGAUGAAGACAUUGAGCUUUUCGAGGACGAUCCGUCGGAGUAUCUCCACCGCAAGCUCAAUUUCUAUGAGGAGGUGUCCGCUCCCGAUGUCGCCGCAACAAACUUCCUUGUGUCUUUGACCAAGAACCGCAAGAAGCAGACCUUCUCUAUCUUGACGUUUGUCAACAGCGUUGUCAGCAAGUACGAGUCUGCUGCUGACGACCAGAAGCAGCCGCGUGAGAAGGAGGGCGCUCUCCGAAUGAUCGGGUCUCUCGCGUCUGUGAUUUUGGGCAAGAAGAGCCCUAUUGCUGACCAAGUGGAGUAUUUCUUCGUCCGCCACGUUUUCCCCGAAUUCCGCAGUCCCCACGGCUUCCUUCGCGCACGCGCUUGCGAUACUCUCGAGAAGUUUGAACAGCUUGACUUUAAGGAUCCCAACAACCUUAUGACAAUCUACCGCAACAUCCUGGAAUCCAUGACCGACCCCGAGCUGCCUGUCCGUGUUGAGGCUGCCCUUGCCCUGCAGCCUUUGAUUCGUCACGAUGUCAUCCGUACUUCCAUGCAGCAGAACAUCCCCCAGAUUAUGCAACAGCUGCUGAAGCUGGCCAAUGAAGUCGAUGUUGAUGCGCUCGCUAAUGUUAUGGAGGACUUUGUUGAGGUCUUUUCUGCUGAGCUGACACCGUUUGCCGUCGCCUUGAGCGAGCAAUUGCGCGAUACCUACAUGCGUAUUGUCGGUGAGCUCCUGGAGCGAAACGCCACCAAGGCUGGUGAUGACGAGGGAUACGGAGAUUUCUUGGAUGACAAGAGCAUCACUGCGUUGGGUGUGCUGCAGACUAUUGGCACUCUUAUCCUGACCCUUGAGAGCACUCCCGAUGUGCUGCUGCACCUUGAGACCAUCUUGAUGCCUGUCAUUAGCAUUACUCUGGAGAAUAAGCUGUACGACCUGUACAACGAGGUCUUCGAGAUCAUUGACAGCUGCACUUUCGCAUCCAAGGCCAUUUCCCCCACCAUGUGGCAAGCCUUUGAGCUCAUCCACAAGACCUUCAAGGCUGGUGCUGAGCUUUACUUGGAGGACAUGCUUCCAGCUCUGGAUAAUUAUGUUUCUUACGGCUCAGACAUGCUCGUCCAGAACCCUGCUUACCUUGCCGCUAUUGUUGGCAUGGUCGAGGACAUCUUCCGUGACGACAAAGUCGGUGGAGUCGACCGUAUCUGCGGCUGCAAGCUGGCCGAAACUCUCAUGCUCAACCUUCGUGGCCACAUCGACCAGUAUAUCCCUCUCUUCAUUGAGUUGGCCAUGGUUGUGAUCGAUGCCGGCGAGGCUCGCACCAGGUCCUACCGUAUUCACUUGAUGGAGAUGAUCAUCAACGCCAUCUACUACAACCCCGCCCUCAGUCUGCAAGUUCUUGAGGCCAAGGGCUGGACCAACAAGUUCUUCAGCACUUGGUUCUCUAGCAUUGACCAGUUCCGUCGGGUUCACGACAAGAAGCUAUCCAUUGCUGCGAUCAGCUCAUUGCUGACCAUGAAGGCUGCUGACGUUCCCGUGAGCGUUCAGCAAGGGUGGCCCCGCCUGCUGCAAGGCGUCACUCGACUCUUCCAGACUUUGCCCGCUGCUCUCAAGUCACGUGAGGACGCGACUCGCGAGUCCGACUUCACUUUGGACGAUGAUGAGGAGGAAGAUGACGAGGACAAUGACUGGGAUGGCGAAGUCGAAUGGAACGAGGGAGAAGAGGUGGAGGAGGCUCUUGAGGGCGACAUUGCUGAUGAGAGCGCUGCGUACCUCGACUUCCUCAAUAAGGAAGCCCAGAAGUUCAGCAACUUUGCUGAUGACGAUGAUGACGACGAGCUUGACGAGGAGAGCCUGCUCGAGACCCCUCUGGACAAGCUUGAGCCCUACGGCAUGUUCAAACACGUCUUCAUGAGUCUUCAAUCCGAACAGCCCCAACUCUACGAGAAUUUGACGAAGGUUCUCGGUCCCGAGGAGCAGCAGAUUCUUCAAUCUGUAUUCCACGAGGCCGACACCAAGGCCCUGGCUGCUGCCAACGCCGAGGCCGCCGCCGCUGCGGGCAUGCAAUCGAACGGCAACCAAUAG
Penicillium diatomitis is the source of this 3156-nucleotide messenger RNA. RefSeq names its product putative nonsense-mediated mRNA decay protein (Nmd5). The transcript has 7 exons. The record is from RefSeq and is a predicted model, not a curated record. Gene Ontology annotation, molecular function: small GTPase binding. Gene Ontology annotation, cellular component: nuclear envelope; cytosol. Bases 1 to 3156 code for a protein of 1051 amino acids. NCBI's taxonomy places the organism in Eukaryota, Fungi, Ascomycota, Eurotiomycetes, Eurotiales, Aspergillaceae. Gene Ontology annotation, biological process: protein import into nucleus.